GCAGCAAGCCAGCGACUAGGCGGAGAGUUCACAGAGCUUACCAGUUGGCAAACCGACUACUUGGAGCGAGGUGUGUUACGUAGUGUUCGUGGCCGUAGCUCCACAAAAAAUAGUUACUCUAGUGCCGCGAGUUCGCUCUCACGCUCUCCCCACCACCACAAUUCAGUGCAGUGCCUUUCAAGUGUUCCCAAGUGUUUUCUAAAUUAUAUUUCUAUCAUACAUUAGCCUACACCUUUCAAGCAGUGCUUUCCACCACGUAACAACAUAUCAACAACAGACCUAACCUUCCACGUUUACCUGUGCGCUCUGACUUGGGCCUACUCGCGGUACUGACUGUACCUGGCUUCUGCUCGGUACUGUACUCCGCACCACCACUAACCCUUUACAGGUUCACUCGAAAUUGCCGCUCGACAAAAGUUUUGACAAAUACCUUACGACGUGUGCUAGUGCAGUGCGUGCGUGCGUAUAGUGUGACAUGUUGUUAGUGCGCGUUGCAAGUGCUGUCCAGUGAUCAGUUGAGCCGGUGAUCUGAAAUUGAACCAUGAAGUUGGUCCAGUGAUCAUAGUCGGUGAUCAGUUGAGCUGGUGAUCUGAAUUUGAACCAUGAAGUUGGUCUACUGGCUGCACUGCAAUGGCUGAAGCAGGAAGGCUGAAGAGCAAGGCGCUCUAUUCGACGCUGGUCUCGUGUCUGGGUCUCGCCUGUUUCGGGCUGGCACUGACGGCUCUCAUUCUGCCGCUAUGGGGCUACUUCGACAAUCCUCGAGCCGGUCCCGCCUCAGAAAAAGGAUACUUUGGACCUUGGCAAAUCUGCAAGCAGCUUCUGUACGGUAGAACCAAGUGCGGAAAUGAAGUUACCCGUUUUAGGCCAGUCGUGGCCGUCAAGGUAUCGGGCUACAUGGCCAGUGCCAGUACAUUGUUAUUAUUUUUCUUCUGCGUUCUGAGUGUUCUACAGUUAGCCAUGGUCACGUCACGUGACAAAGUCGUUUUGCCAUACAGUUCGGCUGUCACAACCAAACUGGUACUCGCUUUAAUUUCAACGUUAUUAGCCAUCAUGGCUGGUGGUCUGUUCGCAUUACAGACGGAUGACACAGAAAAUGAUUUUGUUGUGUCGAGAGGAGAGUCAUUUUAUAUCCAGGUUGUACUGAUAAUCCUGAACUUCAUGCUGUUCAUUGCGGCACUGUACGAUGUGCUGUUCUCGAGGCGACUGGGUGGCGACCCCACCAUGUCGAGUCGAGACCCCAACGGAGUCGAUGCCACCACUUUCAACAAUCCCGGCUUCCUGGAUAAGAGGUCAUCACAUCCAGGUGGCAUAUCAAUGACUGAUGCCAGCGGCAAGCCAUACUCUCGGUCAGGAACGAAUGGCAGUGUGGCGACUCUGUCCACGACAAUAUCGUCGAACGGGUCGACGGUCGGCUCCAUCACCAAGAGUCCACUGCGCUCCAGUCUCAAGAAGCCGCGACCGGCAAACAACAACGGAAUCGGCAUCCAAAACCCAGGCUUUAGUGGCAGCUCCCCCACUCCGUCGCGCAACGGAAAUGUCAAAAAAGUGCGCAUACAAACUCAAAGCACAGCGGUUUGACGCGAUUGCCCUGCUCGUUGCUACUAAAACGUAUAAGUGCCCUGCUCGUUUUUAUAGGUGGACAUUCAUAUGAACUCGCACACGAAACUGUUCUUAAAUACGAACGAGUGCUAUAUUUUUGUUAUUUUCACAUUUGAAAACUGGCUCGACGUGACGCUUAUGUUUUGCUCAAAUUGAAAACUGUCAAGCAUAGUACAAAAAUAGUCGGCCUUUCUAAAAUAGGAAAAUAUGCUAUGAAUCCUCAAAAAAGUUACAAACUACUAAAAACUGUUGUUAAAAUCAUUAGAAUGAUUAUUGAGAUUCAAGGGCAUAGUAGUAUCAGUAGACAUUUCAAAUUCAGGACCAGAGUAUGAGUUAAACUGUUAAAUUCACUGUUGAUUUGACUAGUUGAACUUUUUCAUCCAAUUGUAGACAUCUUUUGAUCAUAUACAUUCCAAUAGUUCCACUAUAGGAGGCCUAUUAAUUACCGUACAAUAUCUGGAUUUUGAGAUGAAAUUCUCAUUUGCAUUCCGAAAUUGAGCUACCUAAAACCGACAUAUAAAUCUGGCUGUUACCAGUUAUUAAAAUGCUCUACAAUAAAGGUAAACUCCGCCUUUCUAUUUCGGAAAGGUAGGCCUAUUACUACUACCGAUAUUUCUGAUGCUUGGAAGUUCAAAGGUACGUUUGGAUGUGUCCCAACGAUUUUACAAAUUAGAUUCAAUAUAAUGUUUGAGAAACAUAUUCGCCCACAUGACUACUACACACAGUUUAUUUCCAAAAGAAAUAGUGGAGGCGAGAGUGAUGCUUGCAAUAAUGUAGUGAAUCUCAUUAGAAAUCUUUAAUUAGGAUUUGAAGAUUCCAAAAUGAAAAUAAUUUUUAGAACAAGAAAAUGUGUUUUAUAUCACAGGAAUCUUGUUAAGUUUAUUUUUCAAUGGAAAUGUAUUAUUUUCAAUAAUUUCCUUUUACAACAUGUUUUGCAAAGUGUCGUGCAACAAUGAAUGUGAUUAAAUCGAUAUUAUGUUGUGGAAUCAAUUAGACUUUAAUACAAUAGAAAAUGUUUCAAGCUUCUAAAAUGUAUAUUUACAAUAAUAAUAUUUGGCCUGUAGGCUAAUUAUUGUACUUGGACAAAAAUUUAAUGAUGUAGGCCUAUGAUAGAUUUUUCAAGUCUACACUACGGUAUUAUCAUUUAAAUAAUUGAAUAAAUAAGGCAAACCUCUUGAGCUUUCUCUCUCUGAAAUCUGGAUUGAUCAUAGAUAACCAAAAUUAUUAUUGCAAUAAUUGCAUUUGAUGAAUACUGCUGAGAAAUUGAGAGUUGAAGUUAUUUCAGUGCUAUGAAUAUAAGGGCCUAAAUAAUUGUCAAGUGUAGAACGUAUUAUACAUUAGCCUAUAAGAUGAGGUUUCAUUAUUUAACUCGGAAGAAGCACAAGUAUAUUACUUAAGAUAAGCCACCUUAGUUUCAUAAUAAUUAUUAUAGAAUAUUAUAAUCAAAUUAUAUUCUUAAGUGGCAAAGGUGUAUGAUAUAAUGCGAGUAAUAGAUUUUAAAGGAAUUUGUUGCUUAUUGCACAAAUCAUGAUGUUUGGAAUAUUGUGAUAAAAUGUAAAUUAUUGUUGUGUAUGAUUACUAUUGUUUUAGUUGGAAAUAAAUUUUUAUUUAUGAAAUAAUAUAAUUUUAACAUCUUGAUGAUCUGAACAAUGAUGCGUUUUUUGUAAUGUCAUAAUUAUAUUGUGUGUGAUAACAUCCAAGGUACUGUGUGCAAUAUGAGAAUUAGUCUACUAGUCAUUGUAGACUUCAACCACAGUUAUCGUUUUGCAUAAUAAUGCAUGUAUUUUAAAAAAUAAAUUUUUCAAAGUUCUAAAAAACAUUA
Molecule: messenger RNA, 3421 nt
Organism: Nilaparvata lugens (brown planthopper)
Lineage: Eukaryota; Metazoa; Arthropoda; Insecta; Hemiptera; Delphacidae
Exons: 7
Coding region: 631-1578 (315 amino acids)
Source: RefSeq, a predicted model, not a curated record